AUGCGCAUCCCCUACACCCCGGACCCGCCGACGACGACGGACCCCUCGGAGCUCGAGGUGAUCGAGCGGGUGAGGGCGCGCCGGCACCCGAGGCCCCUGCAGCCGCUGGACCUGGCGCUGCUGCACGCGCCGCCGGUGGCGGACGGCUGGAACGCGUUCCUGGGGGCGGUGCGGACGCGGACGACGAUCCCGGCGGCGGUGCGCGAGGUGGCCAUCUCGCGCGUGGCCGUGUGCAACCGCGCCUGGUACGAGUGGGCGCACCACGCGCCGCUGGCGGUGGAGGCGGGCGUGCCGGAGGCGGCCAUGGAGCUGGUGCGGGCGGAGCCGCUGGAGGGUGUGACGCCCGCCGCGCGCAGGGAGGCCGGGCUCGGCGACAGGGAGUGGGCGGCGCUCAGGCUCGCGGACGAGAUGACGCGCCAUGUCAGCGUGCGGGACGAGACGUUCGCGGAGGUCCGCGAGCACUUUGACGAGCGCGAGGUCGUCGAGCUGGUCGCGACGGUGAGCUGUUAUAACUGUGUCAGCCGGUUUUUGGUCGCGCUUGACGUUGGCGAGAGGAAUGGCACUGGCCCUGAUGCUGGACACCAUUGA
This is a messenger RNA of Truncatella angustata, 588 nucleotides long. RefSeq names its product AhpD-like protein. The record is from RefSeq and is a predicted model, not a curated record. The transcript has 2 exons. Gene Ontology annotation, molecular function: peroxiredoxin activity. Lineage: Eukaryota; Fungi; Ascomycota; Sordariomycetes; Amphisphaeriales; Sporocadaceae. Bases 1 to 588 code for a protein of 195 amino acids.